CCACAUGGUGGUGCUGUGAAAUGCACUUCCAACAAGCCCACGUGACGUCACCAGACUUGUUUGUUUUGAAUUGUGCCGCGACAUCUUAGACAUUUCUAAUAAAGUCAGAUUAUGUUUUAGUGGCUGUUUCAGCACACUUUAGGGGUGUAGAUCUUUAACUUCACUGUCGAUAUGUCGGUCGGAGAGGACGAAACGCUUCAGCGACUGAAGGCAGCUGUACAUUACACUGUUGGUCAACUGUGUCAGAAGAUGGAAGAAGAACACCGGACGAAAUUUAGCCGGCAGGUCGUUGCCGCAAUAGCAGAGACAACCUUCAGACAAAGUGACAUCUUUGCCAAAGACCUGGAGGCGUUUGCAAGGCAUGCCAAAAGAUGUACGGUGUCUGCAGAGGACGUCAAACUGUUGGCUCGCCGCAGCACCGCACUGGCUGUCUACAUACAAAAUAAGAGUGAAGAGCUGGAACAAGAGCACAAAGAUUUGAAAAAAAAGAAUUCUUGGAAGAGGAAAGGCAGAGACACCGAGAACAGAGAAUAAAAGGUUUAAUAAUGUUUUCUCUUCUUCAGUAUAGGUGAAUAAACAAAGCAAACUUUUACAUCA
Messenger RNA from Nerophis ophidion (straightnose pipefish), 597 nucleotides. RefSeq names its product centromere protein S (gene cenps). Bases 172 to 534 code for a protein of 120 amino acids. NCBI's taxonomy places the organism in Eukaryota, Metazoa, Chordata, Actinopteri, Syngnathiformes, Syngnathidae. Gene Ontology annotation, biological process: resolution of meiotic recombination intermediates; replication fork processing. Gene Ontology annotation, cellular component: Fanconi anaemia nuclear complex; FANCM-MHF complex. The transcript is spliced from 5 exons. The record is from RefSeq and is a predicted model, not a curated record. Gene Ontology annotation, molecular function: chromatin binding; protein heterodimerization activity.